GAAAGUGAUAUCAGUGAAAAGUUCAGCAGGAGAAAAUCCUGCAUUAGGCCAAGAUAAUUCAAUUUACCUCACAAUUGCACCCUUUUUGAAGCUCUCCCGAAUUUGUGGAUUGACUCCGCUUGUGCUUGAGAAAUCCUCAACAUCUACAAUGUUAUCUAAAUCAUUAAUUUCCACGCUGUAUUCUCUAAUCUUGACCAUUGUCCUCCCAUUGCUGUUCUAUUUGUCCCUUUUGGAGCUGAAUAAAUUUCACGAAGGGAUAAAAAUGAUGAAUUCCAUUUCACAUUUAGCAUCCUGGGGACAAAUUUAUACAAUUUUCGGGGUCUUUAUGGUAGCACUUAUCACCGGGAUAUAUUUUCGCGGUCUUGGUGUGAGGAUAUUUGAUAAGGUUGCACAAAUUGAUCGGCAGCUGUACAAUUUGGGAAUACCAAUUUCCUAUCGUGGAUGCCAAAGGGAACUUUCUCUGCAACUAAUGAUUUUAAUAAUCAUCCCUGCUGGGGCUUCAAUGUGUCUCUGUGCUAUGAUAAGUGGACUUCACGAGAAGGGAUUUGAAUUGAAUCUUCGGCUUUGCUAUUGGUUUAUCUGCUUCACUCCAAUCCUUUUGAUCACCCUCAAAGAAUUCCAGUACUACAAUCUUGUUCGAUUGAUUAAAAAUAAAGUUCUUGCCCUCAACAGAUCUUUGAAGAAACUCGUAAAGUGGGAAAAUAUCGAAGGACAACAUCAUAAAGAAAUGAAGUUAAAAAUAAUAAAAACUCACCUAGAAUCCUUUCGAUUAAUACAUAGCGACAUUGUUGAUCUCACCAAGGAUGUUCAGGCAUUUUUUGGACCUUUCAUUCUCGUCUCUGUUAUAUCGGCCUUUGGAGUAAUCACAAUUCAACUUUACUACAUUUUUGCCACACUUAUUCAAACACUUCACUUUAAUAUCCCCAUGACGGUCAUCACGUUAAUCUGGACGGCAACACAGGCUCUCCUGAUCCUGGCUAAUGUUCACAUAUGUAGCUCUACGAGAAAUGUUUGCAAUGAAAUUGGUGGAACACUUAUAACUAUCCGUGAAGCCGUUGAACAUCCCGAGAUCUUUCACAUUGUCCAACUAUUCUCCUUCCAACUGUGGCAUAAAAAAAUUCAAUUUAGUGCUUGUGGUUUCUUUCGACUUGAUUCAAAGCUCAUCACAUCGAUUGUAGCUGCUGUAACAACAUACUUGGUGCUGAUGAUCCAGUUUCAUCUUUCAAACAACGAAAAUACCUUGAGCAAGUGCAACGAAGGUGAUGCUUCUAAUGGAACUAUGUAG
Messenger RNA from Lutzomyia longipalpis, 1285 nucleotides. RefSeq names its product putative gustatory receptor 2a. NCBI's taxonomy places the organism in Eukaryota, Metazoa, Arthropoda, Insecta, Diptera, Psychodidae. The coding region runs from base 149 to 1285 and encodes 378 amino acids. The transcript is spliced from 3 exons. Gene Ontology annotation, cellular component: membrane; dendrite; axon. The record is from RefSeq and is a predicted model, not a curated record. Gene Ontology annotation, biological process: sensory perception of taste.